CUUAACACACUAAUUCCUUCCACUUGCUGAUACCAGUUGGAGGCAGCAUGUUCAGUAUGAAGCUGUUAUAUAUCCCACUCUUUAUCAUUCAGUUCCUAAACAUUAAUGCAGAUUCAGAGCCUGUGGCAACUGAAGAUCAGCAAGUCCAGAAGGUUGAUUGUAAUGAUACAGGUGUUCUAGCUGCUGUGGAUUUCACUCUUCGUAAAUUCAAUGCGGAACAGGGAGCAGGGAAUAAAUUUGCUCUUUACAGGGUCAUUGAUGCUGAAGUUCAGGGAGAAGUUAGAAUCAAAUACUUUGUCACGUUUACUAUCUAUGAAACAGACUGUCCCAUUGAAAGUGAAAAAGUCUGGAAAGAUUGUGACUACAAAGAACCUAAAAAAGCUUUGAGUGCUGAAUGCACGUCAGACGUGGUCAUCAAUAGAAUCCAAAGAAUAAAUGAAGUGACUUUAUACAACUGCACACCUCCAGACCACCACAGCUGGAUUUUUCCUAAAAAAGCACCAUGCCUUGGAUGUGAACGUUUGCUGCCAAUUAACCAUCCCAUAGUAAAUAAAACAAGUGUUCAUGCUAUUAAAAUAUUCAACAGUGACAGCACUUACGACAAUUACUUUCGGAUUGCAACAAUAUACAAUUUAACCCAUCAGGUGGUGGCCGGAAUAAAAUACCAAAUGAGAUUCUUAAACCAGGAGACUGAAUGCAGCAAAGAUCAGCCCUUGGAUUAUGAAAGCAUUACUUCAUGCCCUUUCAAGGCUGAAGGUACAAAGCUGCAUUGUGUUUCAACUUUAGUUGAACAAGUGUGGAUAAAUUACACCACUGCAUCUGUGUCCUGUCACCCUGAAGCUCCAGAAGCGGUCUUGUUUGGAUACGGGGGUUGGGGACCAUUUCUAGCAAGGCGCCCUCAAGAAGGCACUGAAGAAGGGUUGCACUCUUCUUCGGAGACCCCUGAGUCUGCAGAAGUCCAUGACCUCAGUACCUGCCCAGGAAGACCAUGGAAGCCCUUACAUCAAGUUAAACCUGCUCUUCCACCUGUUGAGGAUCACCAUGACAGUCAAGGACAAACUACAGUUACCUGAAGCCAUGUCAGCUUAUCAGCUUCUGCACGAUCAAUAUGUAUUACCAUUGGCGGCCUACAUUAAUAUUAAAAGAAUUACAUGAAUUAGAAAGUAUAAAAA
Messenger RNA from Pristis pectinata (smalltooth sawfish), 1172 nucleotides. RefSeq names its product kininogen-1-like. Lineage: Eukaryota; Metazoa; Chordata; Chondrichthyes; Rhinopristiformes; Pristidae. Gene Ontology annotation, cellular component: extracellular region; blood microparticle. Gene Ontology annotation, biological process: negative regulation of endopeptidase activity; negative regulation of blood coagulation; positive regulation of cytosolic calcium ion concentration. The transcript is spliced from 7 exons. Gene Ontology annotation, molecular function: cysteine-type endopeptidase inhibitor activity. Bases 48 to 1073 code for a protein of 341 amino acids. The record is from RefSeq and is a predicted model, not a curated record.